AUGUCUAAAAGACGCAGAGGACACAAGGAUAAGGAAGGAACGGUUGUUAAGCCAGGAGAUAGGGUAUCAGUUCCCCGAGACUAUUUCGAUCGUGAAGAAACCAUCCAGGGUAUUGGAGAUGAGGAGCAGACAGAGAGUACAGUCCAGGUGAUGUUGGAGGAGACGCUGUUGAAACACAAAUUGGAGAUGGAUCUGACUGGGCAAAUGAAGGAGGAAACCGCUCUGAGGGAAAUGAAGGAGGAAACCGCUCUGAGGCAAAUGAAGGAGGAAACCGCUCUGGGGCAGAUGAAGGAGGAAACCGCUCUGAGGCAGAUGAAGGAGGAGACCGCUCUGAGGCAGAUGAAGGAGGAAACCGCUCUGAGGCAGAUGAAGGAGGAAACCGCUCUAAAGCAGACGAAGGAGGAAACCGCUCUGAGGCAGAUAAAGGAGGAAACCGCUCUGAGGCAGAUGAAGGAGGAAACCGCUCUGUGGCAGAUGAAGGAGGAAACCGCUCUGAGGCAGAUGAAGGAGGAAACCGCUCUGUGGCAGAUGAAGGAGGAAACCGCUCUGAGGCAGAUGAAGGAGGAAAUCUUUCUGAGGCAGAUGAAGGAGGUAACCGCUCUGAAGCAGACGAAGGAGGAAACCGCUCUGAGGCAGAUGAACGAGGAAACCGCUCUGAGGCAGAUGAAGGAGGAAACCGCUCUGUGGCAGAUGAAGGAGGAAACCGCUCUGAGGCAGAUGAACGAGGAAACCGCUCUGAAGCAGAUGAAGGAGGAGACCGCUCUGAGGCAGAUGAAGGAGGAGACCGCUCUGAGGCAGAUGAAGGAGGGAACCGCUCUGAGGCAGAUGAAGGAGGAAACCAGAGAAAGAGAUUUCUCCAGUCAGAUCUACCCACGCCCGACAUUCUAG
Bolinopsis microptera is the source of this 888-nucleotide messenger RNA. RefSeq names its product axoneme-associated protein mst101(3)-like. The record is from RefSeq and is a predicted model, not a curated record. NCBI's taxonomy places the organism in Eukaryota, Metazoa, Ctenophora, Tentaculata, Lobata, Bolinopsidae. Bases 1 to 888 code for a protein of 295 amino acids. The transcript is spliced from 3 exons.